Molecule: messenger RNA, 1251 nt
Organism: Colletotrichum spaethianum
Lineage: Eukaryota; Fungi; Ascomycota; Sordariomycetes; Glomerellales; Glomerellaceae
Exons: 1
Coding region: 1-1251 (416 amino acids)
Source: RefSeq, a predicted model, not a curated record
AUGUGCGACUCUUCGCCUCCACCUGGCGUCGACAAGGCCAAUCGAUGGGAGCUCUCUUCGAGCGGCUCGUCGCCCCGAUCCGACACUUCGACCACCCCGAACAGCUUGAUCUCUUCGCCUGGGUCUCCCGCCGAAACAGAAUUGUCCUCCCCCAGCCUCGGGUCUCAAGGCUCUGAGAAGUCUUUCGUCAAUGGACAGUCUCAGUUCGUGGUCACACCAAGCUUCGCCAACUACAUCUUGGUCGGAAACACCCCUUACGCACCAGGUCAAGUACAGGCGAUGCGUGAAAUCCUCCAGCAAGCACGACAUACCGGAGAGUUUCCCAAGACUACAGCUCCACCCGAAGACGCUCAGACUAUCAUUGAGGAUUACCAGUACCUCCAACGCCUUCGAGACGCUCGAGGUGACCCUGCCGUCUAUCCUCCGCCACAAGCGUACAACAGUCUCAAGGUAGACAUUGCUCGUCGCAUCAAAGAUCGUGAUGAGCUCCAUGGAGGCCCCUCCAAUCUUCAAGAGAUGGAUCAUCGAGUUCAGAACUGGAUGAACUCAAUCAACAAGGAAGCGCGCAUGCUGGAGAUUACGCAGGCAGCACUUCAGCGCAAGGGCAUCAACAACCCCACGCAAGACGACUUGGACGCCAUCGCCGAGGAGUUCAUGCAGAUUGCGGAGCGCACCCUUCUCGACGUUGCCAGCCCCCUGCGUAUGAACGCCAGUCGCAUGGAGGGCAACAUUAGUCGCUUUGAUAGCCAGCUGGAUGGCUUCCAUGGCGCUAUGACUACGCAGAUCAGCACACUCAACAACAUCCUGGAUGCUCAGAGCAACACUUUUAACGGUUCAGUCAACAUGCUCAACGUGGCCCUCAACACCGUCACAACUGACUUACAUCGACUCACCUCCGACCUUCCGGACUUGAUCACUAGGGUAGUUCAAGCUGCAGUUCAAGAGCAGCUUACUUCUCUCUCUCAUCAGCACAGCGUUGGCUUACGGUAUCAAGCGAACUUCGAGCAACCACCUGGCUAUGUCACAGCGACGCGGUCGCAACACCACCACCAGGAUGACAGAGCGAUCUUUACCACAUUUGCACAUCCGGUGACCUCGACGACUCAAGUAUCGGGACAAGUGUACUGCGAACGGACUUCUCAUCUUAGUACACCACCGACAAAGUCGAAGCUCAAGAGAUUCUUGCGGUGCAUCAUUGGAAAAGGGCGGUCGGCGAAAAUGGAGGGUCACAGGGGGGCAAACUCGGUAUGA